AUGCGUGGCCGGAGAAGGACAGCACUGCUGGGGUUGUGGGCCUGCGUGCUCCUGGCCGACAUCGCACUGGGUGGGAAAAGCUCUGGGCAGAAUGGCAUGACAGACGAGCAGAAAGACAACACCACUGUGUUCACCAAGAUCCUAGAUAGCCUGCUGGACGGCUACGACAACCGUCUGCGGCCCGGGCUAGGCGAGCGCGUAACCGAAGUCAAGACGGACAUUUUCGUGACUAGCAUCGGUCCGGUCUCGGACCACGAAAUGGAGUACACCAUCGACGUGUUCUUCAGACAAAGCUGGGUGGACGAAAGGUUAAAGUUCAAGGGCCCCAUGGCCAUACUGCGUCUCAACAACCUGAUGGCCAGCAAGAUCUGGACGCCAGACACCUUCUUCCACAACGGCAAGAAGUCGGUCGCCCACAACAUGACCAUGCCCAACAAGUUGCUCCGAAUUAAAGAAGAAGGCACGUUGCUGUACACAAUGAGGCUGACGGUGCGGGCUGAGUGCCCCAUGCACCUGGAGGACUUCCCGAUGGACGCCCACGCCUGCCCCCUCAAAUUUGGCAGCUAUGCCUACACCCGUGCUGAGGUGGUCUACGUGUGGACCAGGGGGGCCGCCCAGUCCGUGGUGGUGGCCGAGGACGGCUCCAGGCUGAACCAGUACGACUUGAUGGGACAGAGUGUGGAUUCUGGCGUUGUGCAGUCCAGCACAGGAGAGUACGUGGUGAUGACCACCCACUUCCACCUGAAGAGGAAGAUAGGCUACUUUGUGAUCCAGACGUACCUGCCCUGCAUCAUGACCGUCAUCCUGUCCCAGGUGUCCUUCUGGCUCAACAGAGAGUCUGUACCUGCCAGGACCGUCUUUGGCGUGACGACUGUCCUGACCAUGACCACACUCAGUAUCAGCGCCAGGAACUCGCUUCCUAAGGUGGCCUACGCCACCGCCAUGGACUGGUUCAUCGCCGUCUGCUACGCCUUCGUCUUCUCGGCGCUCAUCGAGUUCGCCACGGUCAACUACUUCACCAAGAGAGGCUACGCCUGGGAUGGCAAAAGUGUGGUGCCAGAGAAGCAAAAGAAGAAGAAAGAGUCUCUCCUGAAGAAGAACAACACCACGGCCUACCCUGCCGCCACCGCCACUGCGUUCGCCCCCAACAUCGCCAGAGACCCUGGACUGGCCACCAUUGCCAAGAGCGCCCCCCCGCCCCCCACCGAGCCCAAGGAGGAGCCCAAACCCAAGCCCCCCGAGGCCAAGAAGACCUUCAACAGCGUGAGCAAGAUCGACCGCAUCGCCAGAAUAGCGUUCCCGUUGCUCUUUGGGACCUUCAACCUGGUCUACUGGGCAACCUAUCUGAAUAAGAAGCCCAAGCUACAGGGGAUGAACAACCCCCACUAA
Molecule: messenger RNA, 1389 nt
Organism: Gadus chalcogrammus (walleye pollock)
Lineage: Eukaryota; Metazoa; Chordata; Actinopteri; Gadiformes; Gadidae
Product: gamma-aminobutyric acid receptor subunit alpha-1-like
Exons: 9
Coding region: 1-1389 (462 amino acids)
Biological process (GO): regulation of postsynaptic membrane potential; synaptic transmission, GABAergic; gamma-aminobutyric acid signaling pathway
Cellular component (GO): synapse; neuron projection; postsynapse
Molecular function (GO): transmitter-gated monoatomic ion channel activity involved in regulation of postsynaptic membrane potential; inhibitory extracellular ligand-gated monoatomic ion channel activity; benzodiazepine receptor activity
Source: RefSeq, a predicted model, not a curated record